This is a messenger RNA of Adelges cooleyi (spruce gall adelgid), 448 nucleotides long. RefSeq names its product 60S ribosomal protein L38. NCBI's taxonomy places the organism in Eukaryota, Metazoa, Arthropoda, Insecta, Hemiptera, Adelgidae. The record is from RefSeq and is a predicted model, not a curated record. Gene Ontology annotation, biological process: translation; protein-RNA complex assembly. Gene Ontology annotation, cellular component: ribosome; cytosolic large ribosomal subunit. Gene Ontology annotation, molecular function: structural constituent of ribosome. The transcript is spliced from 4 exons. The coding region runs from base 140 to 388 and encodes 82 amino acids.
UUUCGAGUCCGCGUUGCAAAUUGUUUUCCUUCUCACCAAUCUACUUGGAAGUGGUUGUCGAUUGGCAUUUUUUUUUCUAGUUAAUUUGUGUAUUCGAGUAAAGUUUGAACUUCAUCGGACUUCAUUCGACAAUUCAAUUAUGCCACAAGAAAUUAAAGAAAUUAAAGACUUCUUGCUGAAGGCUAGGAGGAAAGAUGCAAAAUCUGUUAAGAUCAAGAAGAAUAUUGAAAAUGUAAAGUUCAAGGUACGCUGUUCAAGGUUCCUGUAUACCUUGGUCAUCACAGACAAAGAAAAGGCCGAGAAACUUAAACAAUCUUUGCCACCUGGUCUUCAAGUCAAAGAGAUAAAAUGUAAAAAGAUGAAUACAGAUGACAAGGAGAAGAAAUGAUUGAGUGACUGUGAAUAAUUGACGUUUAUAUAUAAAUAUAAUUAAUUUUAUUACACAUCA